AUGGAUUUUAUAUCAACGAGACGAAGGAUGAACGGCCAGGAUUGCCACCCUACUACUAUUGGUGGGCCAUUACUGCCGUCGGAUUCAUAUGUAGGACAUUUACAGUUUAACUUGUUCAGCUGUAUCCAAGAUUUUUGUCCUCAUCAUCUACAGUUGGCACUGAGCAAGAGAAUUGAGGAAAACAAAUCCCCGUUGUAUCAGUUAAUUGGUUCUAAAAUACUAGGUUCAACUUUAAGAAUUCAGUCCUGCUCGGAUGAAGCAACUGAGCUUUCAAAAUGUUCGAUUCAAUGGUAUCGUUUGUCUUCUCAGUGCAGCCGCAGGGAACCUGUUUCAGGUGCCAACAAGUUUGUUUAUGCUCCAGAGCCCAUCGACGUUGGACGAGUUCUUCAGGUUGAUAUUGUUUCAAAUGGCCAAAAGGUCUCAGUAACAACUUCAGGUCCUAUAGAUCAAGCUGCUGACUUGGGGUGCUAUGUGGAGACUAUUUUACAAAAGCCAAACAAUGACUUCAAUGUGGUUAUCUUCCAGAUGAAUGGACGGAAUUAUUCGUCGCAUUCAGUGCACUUAUUUCACGUCAGCAAAACUAGGAUAAAGCUCAGUAAAGGAUGGAUGACGAAGGCCAGAGAGUCGUACUCUGGGUCUAUGCAGCUAUGUGGAUUCAGAGGAGGAGGCAACUUUGCAGCAAAGUCAAUAUUUUGGCAAGCUAGAAAAGGAUAUUCCUUCGUUCUAGUUUUUGAAUCCGAACGGGAAAGAAAUGGAGCCCUUAUUCUUACCAGGAAGAAUGCACUCGACUGCAACGUCUUGCUUGCUGGUCCAGACGAUGAUAUCUUAUUGUAAAGAUUGCAGUGAAAUGUUUCGAGUGUCAAACAAGUUGCAUCUGUUCUAGGCAUGGUUUUACCAUUUUUCACCUGAUGGUGUCCAUUGGCGAUUUGCUAGUAGUUGUAAAUAUUAAUACUGCGAAAACUAAACCUGUUCAAUCAAAAUAUAUGUAAAAAAAAUUGGGGAAAAAAAAAAAGUUAAAAAUAUCAAAUAGUGCUAAGAGUCUACCGAUUCACACGAGAACCAAUUUCCUUGUAAACCCACUAAUGCAUU
Olea europaea var. sylvestris is the source of this 1089-nucleotide messenger RNA. Its product is annotated as stomatal closure-related actin-binding protein 2-like. The record is from RefSeq and is a predicted model, not a curated record. The coding region runs from base 1 to 834 and encodes 277 amino acids. The transcript has 7 exons. Lineage: Eukaryota; Viridiplantae; Streptophyta; Magnoliopsida; Lamiales; Oleaceae. Gene Ontology annotation, biological process: regulation of stomatal movement; actin filament organization. Gene Ontology annotation, molecular function: actin binding.